Molecule: messenger RNA, 1378 nt
Organism: Plutella xylostella (diamondback moth)
Lineage: Eukaryota; Metazoa; Arthropoda; Insecta; Lepidoptera; Plutellidae
Product: L-threonine ammonia-lyase
Biological process (GO): L-serine catabolic process; L-threonine catabolic process
Molecular function (GO): L-serine ammonia-lyase activity; threonine deaminase activity
Source: RefSeq, a predicted model, not a curated record
AAUGAUAGAUAGAGGAAUGUCAAGUCAAGUCAAAUCAAAACUAACCUUACAAACAUUUCACAAACUUACAAACAAAUCAAUUUGAGAAAUAACUAGGUUAGAAGUAACACAAAAUUUAGGGUCAGUAUGGAUUUUACAAAAUUAAUGGGUCUCAAUCAAGCCUAUUCUGAUAUUGAUAAAUAUUUGAGUUUGGAUGGAUCAGUUGCAGAUGUUGAAUAUCCAGAAAUCCUAUCUUUUGAUGAUAUAAAACAAGCAGCAGACAGAAUUGAGGGAGCAGUCAUUCAUACCCCUCUUUGUGAAGCAAAGCUCAGUAAAUUUACUGAUUACAAUAUAUAUUUGAAGUGUGAAAAUCUGCAGUUCACUGGGAGUUAUGCAGAAAGAGGUAUGAGAAAUGCUCUAGAAGUGUUAGAUGAAGACAGGAAGAGUCGCGGGGUGAUCCUGGCGUCCACCGGCGACAUGGCGCUCGGAGCCGCGUACCACGGACGGACCCUCGGCAUACCGGUGACGGCGGUGCUGCCGGAGGGCUGCGCGCCGGCGACAGCGCAGCGCUGCUCGGAGCUGGGCGCGGCGGUGGUGCUGUGCGGCGCCUCGCUCGACGACGCCGCCGCCUACGCCAGCAAGGCCGCCAGGGAGACCGGACAGACUGUGCUGAGCUCGGACGACAUGUCCUCGCUGGCGGGGCUGGGCGGCGCGGGCGCGGAGGUGGUCCGCCAGCUGCCCGGCGCGGACUGCGUGCUGGCGCCGGUGCGCAGCGGCGCGCUGCUCGCCGCCGUGCUCGUCGCCUGCAAGAAGAUGAAGUGCACGUGUCUGGUUUAUGGUGCGGAGUGCUCGGAGCUGGGCGCCUCGAGUGUCGGAGCCAACGCCUUCGCUACCAUCAAGAACAGACUAGACAGAAUGUUGGUAGUGGAGGAGUCGUGGGUGGCGCGCGCGACGGUGGCGCUGCUGGAGCGCGAGCGGCUGGUGGCGGGCGGCGCGGGCGCGGUCGCGCUGGCCGCCGUCAUGCAGGGGCUGGUGCCAGAGCUCAAGGGGAAGAGAACGGUGUGCAUAAUAAGCAGUGACACCGUGGACGCCGGUCGACUGGCACGCGUGAUCCAGCGCGGGCUGGGCGCGGGCGGCCGCCUGCUCCGCUUCGCCGUGCCUCUGCCCGACCACCGCGCGGGGUUGGAGGGCCUCACCAAGGCCGUGUUCGAUGAAAGCGCCGUGCUUAAGAGCAUUGUGACCGAACAGAUGUGGCUGCAUGGCGAUGUUUGCACUACUUGGGCCAAUGUGGUGGUGGAAACGGCAAGUGAAGAGCACUCCGCUAUCUUCAAGGAAAAACUAAGAGAGCUCUACCCGUCUGCAAGAUUUGCUGUUAUGUUGCAAAAGUGAAGCUACCCAA